Molecule: messenger RNA, 1410 nt
Organism: Nakaseomyces glabratus
Lineage: Eukaryota; Fungi; Ascomycota; Saccharomycetes; Saccharomycetales; Saccharomycetaceae
Gene: OCH1
Product: initiation-specific alpha-1,6-mannosyltransferase
Biological process (GO): protein N-linked glycosylation
Cellular component (GO): mannan polymerase complex
Molecular function (GO): alpha-1,6-mannosyltransferase activity
Source: RefSeq, a predicted model, not a curated record
AUGAGUAAAUGGCAGAAGAGGCACAUAGUGCUUGCGGUGCUGGUGCUGGUGGUAUUCUUACGUGUUCACGGUAAUUUGCGAGGCUUGAGCGGGCAAUUCAGAGCUAAGUACCCAAAGAAUUAUCUGGUGUCUAACGGUGAUACUUCCGGUUUGAACUUGAAGCAGCUCAAGUUCAAUUCCAAUGAUCUACGGUCUGAUUUGAGCAAAGCUUUCCCUUAUGAUCCUUCAAAGCCUAUACCAAGACGUGUGUGGCAGACUUGGAAAGUACCAAUAGACUCACCAGAAUUCCCUGGUGAUCUGAAACCGUACGUUUCCAGGUGGGAAUCCAACAGCUAUGAAGUUGAUGAGGAUGAGAUAUAUUCACAAGAGAAUGAGCAGAACUACUAUUUACUCCCAGAUGACCAAAUUGAGUCAAUCUUGGAGAGUUUCUACGGUGAAGUGCCGAUAAUAGUGCAGGCUUAUAAGCUGAUGCCCAGUAAUAUAUUGAAGGCUGACUUCCUACGGUAUCUGCUGUUAUAUGCCAGAGGUGGUAUAUAUAGUGACAUUGAUACGUUCCCAUUGAAAGAUUUCAGGGAUUGGCCUUCCAUGAACCAAGAAGAUAUGAAGAAAUUGAAGAAAGCCAAGAUAAUUCCAUACAAGAACUUUGAUAAAACAAUGAUAAACGGUAUGAACUUUAUUGAUCCAGGUCUGGUAGUUGGUAUUGAGGCCGACCCUGAUAGACCUGACUGGGCUGACUGGUACUCCAGGAGAGUGCAAUUUUGUCAAUGGACAAUUCAAAGUAAGCCUGGACAUCCUGUUCUAAGAGAGCUAAUUCUGAAUAUAACGGCUACCACCAUAUAUUCUUCAGCUAAAACUCCUGCCCAUUUGAAGUCAUUGAUUGAUAAUUCUGCCGAUGAAAAAGAUUUCAAUAUCAAUUAUAGACAUCGUAGGAGGUUUGAUAAAGAAUAUGAUCACAGUCAAAAGAAACAAAGGAAAAAUGUUGAUGGUACUGAUAUUAUGAACUGGACUGGUCCAGGUAUCUUCUCUGACAGCAUUCUAAAUUACUUGACUAAUAUCAUUAGAAAGAACCGCAAUAUAUUGUUAUUGAAUAGUAACUUAGAUUCAAAACAAAAAGAAAUACCCUCCUCAGCAGCAGGUUCUCAAGAGGAAGAGGAAGAAGAAGACUUAACUUAUUCGACAAAGAAGUUUUAUAAUGAAAUUUCAACUAGUCUAUUAUCAUCUGCAAAGAUGCCAUGGGAGUUUUUCUCACUAAUAACAGAACCUUUAUUAGUAGAUGACAUUAUGGUAUUACCUAUUACUAGUUUUUCUCCUGAUGUGAUGCAAAUGCAGGCCGAAAGUAGUCAGCACGAAUUGGCACUUGUGAAACAUAUGUUUCAUGGUAGUUGGAAAGAAGAGGCUGACGGGCAUUAA